AUGGUUUCCUUGACUCCUGAGGUGCUUGCUGCUAUGCCUUGGGGUACAUUCAGGGAAAAGUUUUUGGAAGAAUAUGUGGGUACACAUGAGUUAAGGUUGAUCAAGAAGGAAUUCAGGGCUUUGACUGCUAAGCCAGGUGCCAUAGGUGACUAUCGUGGCCUCUGUAGGCAACAUACUACAUUGUCUGCUUCUAUCAAGGAGUCUAAGAGAUUGGAUGAUGAUUUUAAGUCUAAAAAAGUGGCUACAAAAGAUGAUGAUAAGAAGUCCAGGUUCAAGAGAAGGUUUAAUGGGUCUUCAAAUUCAGAAAAACGGUUUAAAGGAGGUUCUUCCUCCCAUAAGGAUGAUAAGAAGAUUGCUCCAUGGUGUUCAGCUUGCAAGGCCCCACACAACGGGUCAUGUUCUGAGAAGACAAAGAGAUGUGACAAGUGUGGUAUGACGGGCCAUGCUACCUCAGUUUGUAAGGAUAAGACUCGUUGUUACAGGUGCCAGGAGACGGGCCAUUUGAUUGCAGAUUGUCCUGUGAAGAAGAAAGAAGAUGAGAAGAAGAAAGAUCAGCCCAAAGCUAAGUCUUGUGCCUUUCAGAUGACUACCGACCUUGCAAAGGAAAAUGAUGAGGUAAUAAGUGGUACUUUUCUUGUUAAUUCAAAACCUGCUUCUGUUCUUUAUGAUUCGGGUGCAAAUAGUGAUAUCCGUGUGGGUUAUGAUGAUUGUUCUAUCGAGAUUGAGGGUCAUUCCUUUCCGGUCCAGUUGUUGCCUACUACAUUUGCUGGUUUUGAUAUAGUGAUAAGCAUGGACUGGUUAUCACAAAAUGAUGCUACCAUUAUAUGUUCUCAAAAGAUCGUGCGUUUCUCUUCUCUGGAUGGUAAGGUCAUUUCUGUUUAUGGAGAUAAGAAGAAAGGGAGCAUAAAGAUCAUUAAGUUGAUGAAGGCUCUCAAUUGCAUUCGGCAUAAUAAGAAUCACUUUCUUGCUUAUGUUAUUGAUACACGAAAGGAAAAGUCUUCUAUCUCUAAUGUUGAUGUGGUUUCUGAAUUUUCUGAUGUCUUUCCAGAUGCUCUUCCCAGUAUUCCUCCCGAUCGUGAGGUCACUUUUCAGAUUGAUCUUGUACCCGGUGCCAUUCCUGUUGCAAAAGCACCGUAUUGUUUAGCUCCUAUAGAAAUGAAAAAGUUAAUGUCUCAGCUUCAAGAGCUACUUGACAAAGGUUUCAUACAACCAAGUUCCUCGCCUUGGGGAGCUCCGCUCCAUGGUGCUUCCUACUUCUCUAAGAUCGAUUUACGGUCCGGUUAUCAUCAAUUAAAGGUCAAAAGGGAAGAUGUAGCCAAGACAACUUUUUGUACACGUUAUGGGCACUAUGAGUUUCUUGUCAUGCCAUUUGGGUGGACAAAUGCUCCAGCCGCUUUCAUGGAUUUAAUGAAUCGGUCUAAAGAAAAGCACCGUGAGCACUUAAGAGCCGUUCUUGAGGUUCUUAGGGAGAAGAAGUUAUAUGCAAAGUUCUCAAAGUGUGAAUUCGGGCUUCGAGAAGUACAAUUUCUCGGGCAUGUCGUCUCUUCUGAAGGUAUUAAAGGUGAUCCCGCAAAGAUUGAAGUUGUCUCUAAAUGGGAACAGCCAAAGACACCUACGGAAAUCAAGAGUUUUCUUGGUUUAGCAUGCUACUACCGAAGGUUCAUUCAUGAUUUCUCUCGUAUAACUAAGCCCAUGACAGAAUUGACAAAGAAAGGGGUGAAGUUCGUGUGGGCUGAAGCUCAAGAAAAGGCUUUUCAAACAUUAAAGACCAAGUUAUGUGAAGCUCCAAUCCUUGCCUUACCCGAAGGUACCGAUGAUCUUGUUGUUUAUAGUGAUGCUUCUAUUUCAGGUUUGGGUUGUGUUCUCAUGCAAAGGGACAAGGUUAUUGCCUAUGCCUCACGUCAGUUAAAGCCUCAUGAAAAGAACUACCCGACCCAUGAUCUAGAGUUGGCUGCUGUGGUGUUUGCUUUGAAGUUGUGGAGGCAUUAUUUGUAUGGCACUAAGUGUACUUUGUACACCGACCACAAAAGUUUGCAAUAUGUGUUCACACAAAAGUAA
This is a messenger RNA of Erigeron canadensis, 2058 nucleotides long. RefSeq lists its product as uncharacterized. The record is from RefSeq and is a predicted model, not a curated record. The transcript is spliced from 5 exons. Gene Ontology annotation, molecular function: nucleic acid binding; zinc ion binding. The coding region runs from base 1 to 2058 and encodes 685 amino acids. Lineage: Eukaryota; Viridiplantae; Streptophyta; Magnoliopsida; Asterales; Asteraceae.